AUGUCCAACACUAGCGAAGAUAACAUUACCGUAAGGUUUGUAACCGAAAACGAUAAGGAGGGUUGGCAAAGGCUUUGGAAAUCCUAUCAAGAUUUUUAUGAAGUCUCUUUUCCCGAUGACUUGGACGAUUUCAAUUUCGGCAGAUUCCUAGAUCCUAACAUUAAAAUGUGGGCAGCCGUAGCUGUGGAAAGUUCGAGCGAAAAAAUUAUUGGAAUGAUAAACUUUUUCAACCAUAUGACUACUUGGGAUUUCAAGGACAAGAUAUACAUCAACGAUCUCUAUGUUGAUGAGAAUUCUAGGGUCAAAGGCGCGGGCGGCAAACUAAUCCAAUUUGUCUACGACGAAGCUGAUAAACUGGGCACACCAAGCGUGUAUUGGUGUACGGAUGAGUCAAACCAUAGAGCUCAGCUGCUAUACGUCAAGGUCGGCUAUAAAGCCCCAAAAAUAUUAUACAAGAGGAAGGGAUAUUAA
Messenger RNA from Saccharomyces cerevisiae S288C, 471 nucleotides. RefSeq names its product histone acetyltransferase (gene HPA2). The record is from RefSeq and is marked reviewed. Gene Ontology annotation, molecular function: N-acetyltransferase activity; protein-lysine-acetyltransferase activity; acyltransferase activity, transferring groups other than amino-acyl groups. NCBI's taxonomy places the organism in Eukaryota, Fungi, Ascomycota, Saccharomycetes, Saccharomycetales, Saccharomycetaceae. The coding region runs from base 1 to 471 and encodes 156 amino acids. The transcript has a single exon.